Messenger RNA from Phytophthora sojae, 936 nucleotides. RefSeq lists its product as hypothetical. NCBI's taxonomy places the organism in Eukaryota, Oomycota, Peronosporomycetes, Peronosporales, Peronosporaceae. The transcript is spliced from 4 exons. The coding region runs from base 1 to 936 and encodes 311 amino acids. The record is from RefSeq and is a predicted model, not a curated record. Gene Ontology annotation, biological process: L-valine catabolic process. Gene Ontology annotation, molecular function: NAD binding; 3-hydroxyisobutyrate dehydrogenase activity; NADP binding.
AUGCAUCAAGUGCGCUCGCUGUCGACCCGCGUCAAGGCGCGCGUGGGAGUCAUCGGCCUGGGCCAAAUGGGCGGCCGCAUGGCCGACAACCUCCGCAAGCACGGCCACAAGCUCGUCGUGUGCGACCCCGUGCCCGCCAACGUGCAGAAGCAGGUGGACCAGGGCGGCGCCGUCGCCGCCGCCACGCCCGCCGAGGUGGCCGAGCAGUGCGACACCAUCGUCACCAUGCUGCCGUCCACGGCCAUUGUCGAGAGCGUCUACCUGGGCGACAGCGGCGUGCACGAGGCGCUGCGCGACGAGCACCUGCUGCUGGACUCGAGCACGAUCGACCCGAUCUUCACCAAGAAGCUGUCGACGGAGCUGCACGCGCGCGGCGCGACGUUCGUGGACGCGCCGGUGUCUGGCGGCGUGGCUGGCGCGCAGAACGGGACGCUGACGUUCAUGGUGGGCGGCGAGCCGGAGGAGUUCGAGCGCGUCAAGCCGCUGCUCAAGGCCAUGGGCAAGAACCUCGUGUACUGUGGACGAAGCGCUACGGGCCAGGUCGCCAAGUUGUGCAACAACCUAGCUGCAGCAAUUCAGCUCACGUCAGUCGCUGAAGCCACGAACUUGGGUGUGGCGUUGGGGAUCGACCCAAAGGUGUUGGCAAGCGUGCUGAACUCGUCAACCUCUCGCUGCUGGUCUUCUGUUGCGAAUCACCCAUACCCAGGCGUGAUGCCGAGCGUGCCCGCCUCGGACGGAUACGAAGGAGGCAUCGCCGUGCAGCUCAUGCGCAAAGACCUCGGCCUCGCUUCCUCUUGCGCGAUGCAGGCCGAAGUCUCGGUGCCUCUCACGAACUCCGUCCUGCAGCUGUUCAACAUGAUGGUGAACCAAGGCAACGGCCACAAGGACUUCGCCUACAUCCUCCCGUUCCUCCGAGGCGGCAACUCCAACCCAUAA